UCGGACCGGACCUAGACCCAACCCACGCCCCCGGCCCGGACCGCGCCAUGCGGGGCUCGAGGGUGGCUCUGGGGCUCUUCCUGGCUCUUCGCUCCGUGCUCAGUGGGAUGGAGGUGCAGUGGUGCACCACCUCAGACCCGGAGCAGCAGAAAUGCAGUGACAUGAGCAGUGCCUUCCAGAGAGCCGGGAUCCAGCCCUCCCUCCUGUGCAUCCAGGGCACCUCAGCAGACCACUGUGUCCAGCUCAUCGCGGCUCGGGAAGCUGAUGCCAUCACUCUGGAUGGGGGAGCCAUUUAUGAGGCGGGGAAGGAGCAUGGCCUGAAGCCCGUGGUGGGUGAAGUGUAUGAUCAAGAGGUUGGUACCUCCUAUUAUGCGGUAGCUGUGGUGAAAAGGAGCUCCAACCUGACCAUCAACACCCUGAAGGGCGUGAAGUCCUGCCACACCGGCAUCAACAGGACAGUGGGCUGGAACGUGCCCGUGGGCUACCUGGUGGAGAGCGGCAGCCUCUCGGUGAUGGGCUGUGAUGUGCUCAAAGCCGUCAGCGAGUAUUUUGGGGGCAGUUGUGUCCCUGGAGCAGGAGAGACCAGUUACUCCAAAUCCCUCUGUCAUCUCUGCCGGGGCAACGCUGCAGGGGAGGGGGUGUGUGACAAGAGCCCCCUGGAGAGAUACUACGACUACAGUGGAGCCUUCCGGUGCCUGGCCGAAGGGGCAGGGGAUGUGGCCUUUGUGAAGCACAGCACGGUGCUGGAGAACACUGACGGAAAAACCCUGCCCUCCUGGGGCCAGGGGCUGCUGUCACAGGACUUCGAACUGCUGUGUCUGGAUGGCAGCCGGGCUGACGUCACUGAAUGGAGACAGUGUCACCUAGCCCGGGUGCCAGCUCAUGCUGUGGUGGUCCGGGCUGACACAGAUGGGGGCCUCAUCUUCCGGCUGCUCAACGAAGGCCAGCGUCUGUUCAGCCAUGAGAACAGUAGCUUCCAGAUGUUCAGCUCGGAGGCCUAUGGCCAGAAGAACCUGCUAUUCAAAGACGCCACCUCCGAGCUGGUGCCCAUCGCCACACAGACCUACGAGGCAUGGCUGGGACCUGAGUACCUGCGUGCCAUGAAGGGUCUCCUCUGUGACUCCAACCGGCUGCCCCACUACCUGCACUGGUGUGUGCUGUCCACUCCUGAGAUCCAGAAGUGUGGGGACAUGGCUGUGGCCUUCAGUCGGCAGAGGCUCAGGCCGGAGAUCCAGUGUGUGUCGGCUGAGUCCCCCAAGCACUGCAUGGAAGGAAUCCAGGCAGGGCAAAUUGACGCUGUGACUCUGAGGGGCGAGGACAUUUACACAGCAGGGAAGAUGUACGGCCUGGUUCCUGCGGCUGGAGAGCAAUAUGCCCCGGAAGACAGGAGCAACUCAUACUUCGUGGUGGCCGUGGUGAAGCGGAACAGCUCCUACGCCUUCUCCCUGAACGAGCUGCGGGGCAAGCGCUCCUGCCACUCUGCCUUGGGCAGCCCUGCUGGCUGGGACAUCCCUGUGGGCGCCCUGGUGCAAAGGGGCUUCAUCCAGCCCAAGGACUGUGACGUCCUCACAGCGGUGAGCGAGUUCUUCAGCGCCAGCUGCGUGCCCGUGAACAACCCCAAGCUCUACCCGUCUUCGCUGUGUGCGCUCUGCGCGGGGGACGAGCAGGGCCACAACAAGUGCGUGGGCAACAGCCAGGAGCGGUACUUCGGCUACAGUGGUGCCUUCAGGUGCCUGGCUGAGAAUGCGGGGGACGUUGCCUUUGUCAAGCACUCGACGGUCUUUGAAAACACAAAUGGCCACAAUUCUGAGCCCUGGGCUGCUGCACUCAGGUCGGAGGACUACGAGCUGCUGUGUCCCAAUGGGGCCCGGGCCGAGGUGUUUCAGUUCGAAGACUGCAACCUGGCACAGAUACCCUCCCAUGCCGUCAUGGUCCGGCCGGACACCAACAUCUUUGCCGUGUAUGGACUGCUGGAUAAGGCCCAGGACCUGUUUGGAGAUGACCACAAUAAGAAUGGGUUCAAAAUGUUCGACUCCUCCGACUAUCAUGGCCAAGAUCUGCUUUUCAAGGAUGCCACGAUCCGGGCAGAGCCUGUGAGGGAGAAAACCACGUACCUUGACUGGCUGGGCCCCGACUACGUGGCGGCUCUGGAAGGGAUGCUGUCUCAGCAGUGCUCCCGCGCAGCAGUCACUGCCUCCAGGGCCUCCCUGCUCUUGCUGUUGCUCCCACUGGCCCUCGCUGCCGGCCACCUCCAGCUCUCCCUCUGAAGCAGCUCUGGGCAAGCCUCCCCCUCCCUUGGAAUGGAAACCUACUCAGAAAUCUCUAUAAAUAAGGUGGUUCUCAGUAAAUCCAGCUAACACUCGGAGAGAAAUGUGAUGGGAGGGGAAAUGUGAGACACCACGGAGCUCUUCAGAGCUGUGAUCCCAACACUGAAGUUUCUGUGAUUGCGUCAAAGUGGAAUAAAGAUGGAUGUUAAAGAAAAGUCCCCCAACCUCGAGUUCUCAAGUUGGACCUGAGCAGGUCUCUCCUGCUGAAACCCAGCCUCUGCCUCCCAGGCACCACCUGUCCCUCUGCUACCUGAGGCAGCUGGCCCGCUUCCCAGUCACGGCUCACCCACAGGCUGGCACUGCCUCCCUGCAAACCUGCAGGCUCCCGCUGCAUGGGGCCUCCCUCACCAGGCUUGGGCUUGGAAAAGGCCAGUUACCAAGGAAACAGGCUCAGCCAGACUUCCCACACGGCCCCCUCUGCUGGAGCCACCCGGGGGGC
This is a messenger RNA of Miniopterus natalensis, 2766 nucleotides long. It is a transcript of the gene MELTF, whose product is annotated as melanotransferrin. Gene Ontology annotation, biological process: iron ion transport. NCBI's taxonomy places the organism in Eukaryota, Metazoa, Chordata, Mammalia, Chiroptera, Miniopteridae. The record is from RefSeq and is a predicted model, not a curated record. Gene Ontology annotation, cellular component: recycling endosome; extracellular region; early endosome.